AUGCAGCUCCUCUCAGAACAGCUUGGCUCAGUGCCUGCUGUCCUCCCCUCCCCUGGUGUGUCUGCCCUCGUCUCCACCCACCUCUCCAUGACCGUCAGUGCCCCCACAGCCCCAUCCUCCUCUCAGCAGGCCUUUUGGGAGGUGAUCAGCGAUGAGCACGGCAUUGAUCCCACUGGAAACUACGUGGGAGACUCCGACCUGCAGCUAGAGAGGAUCAGCGUCUAUUACAAUGAGGCAUCAUCCUCCAAAUAUGUACCCAGAGCCAUAUUGGUGGACUUGGAGCCUGGUACCAUGGACAGUGUUCGUUCUGGAGCCUUUGGCCACCUUUUCAGACCAGACAACUUCAUCUUUGGCCAGAGUGGAGCUGGGAACAACUGGGCCAAGGGCCACUACACAGAGGGGGCAGAGCUGGUGGACUCUGUACUGGAUGUGGUUAGAAAGGAGUGUGAGAACUGUGACUGCCUUCAGGGCUUCCAGCUCACUCACUCCCUGGGUGGGGGCACUGGCUCAGGUAUGGGCACCCUGCUGAUCAGCAAAGUUCGUGAGGAGUACCCCGACCGCAUCAUGAACACCUUCAGUGUGGUGCCUUCCCCUAAGGUGUCAGACACAGUGGUGGAGCCCUACAAUGCCACCCUGUCCAUCCACCAGCUGGUGGAGAACACAGACGAGACCUACUGCAUCGACAAUGAGGCUCUUUAUGACAUAUGCUUCCGCACCCUUAAGCUGGCCACGCCCACCUAUGGGGACCUCAACCACUUGGUUUCUGCCACCAUGAGCGGGGUGACCACCUCCCUGCGCUUCCCUGGGCAGCUCAAUGCUGAUCUGCGCAAGCUGGCCGUCAACAUGGUGCCCUUCCCUCGCCUUCACUUCUUCAUGCCCGGCUUUGCCCCCCUGACAGCCCGAGGGAGCCAGCAGUACCGUGCCCUCACUGUGCCUGAGCUCACACAGCAGAUGUUUGAUGCCAAGAACAUGAUGGCUGCCUGUGACCCCCGCCAUGGCCGUUACCUCACUGUGGCCACAGUCUUUAGAGGCCGCAUGUCCAUGAAGGAGGUGGAUGAGCAGAUGCUGGCAAUCCAGAGCAAGAACAGCAGCUACUUUGUGGAGUGGAUCCCCAACAAUGUGAAGGUGGCCGUGUGCGACAUCCCACCCCGUGGACUGAAGAUGUCCUCCACCUUCAUUGGCAACAGCACUGCCAUCCAGGAGCUGUUCAAACGCAUCUCUGAGCAAUUCACCGCCAUGUUCCGCCGUAAGGCCUUCCUGCACUGGUACACUGGGGAAGGCAUGGACGAGAUGGAGUUCACCGAGGCUGAGAGCAACAUGAAUGACCUGGUGUCCGAGUACCAGCAGUACCAGGAUGCCACGGCUGAGGAGGAAGGAGAGAUGUACGAAGAUGACGAUGAGGAAUCUGAAGUCCAGGGCCAAAAGUGA
Molecule: messenger RNA, 1428 nt
Organism: Megalops cyprinoides (Indo-Pacific tarpon)
Lineage: Eukaryota; Metazoa; Chordata; Actinopteri; Elopiformes; Megalopidae
Product: tubulin beta-3 chain
Exons: 5
Coding region: 1-1428 (475 amino acids)
Biological process (GO): axon guidance; microtubule cytoskeleton organization; mitotic cell cycle
Cellular component (GO): cytoplasm; microtubule
Molecular function (GO): structural constituent of cytoskeleton; GTPase activity; GTP binding
Source: RefSeq, a predicted model, not a curated record